Molecule: messenger RNA, 2587 nt
Organism: Drosophila arizonae
Lineage: Eukaryota; Metazoa; Arthropoda; Insecta; Diptera; Drosophilidae
Gene: Mitf
Product: transcription factor Mitf
Biological process (GO): regulation of transcription by RNA polymerase II
Cellular component (GO): nucleus
Molecular function (GO): protein dimerization activity; DNA-binding transcription factor activity, RNA polymerase II-specific; RNA polymerase II cis-regulatory region sequence-specific DNA binding
Source: RefSeq, a predicted model, not a curated record
UUUGCUAAAAAGACGAUGAAUAAAGUCUGUAAUAAAAAUAAUAAUGGCUCCAGUAGUUUUGUUGAUGAAACACAAAACAAUUUUGAUAUAUGUGAUCAAAUAUUGGAGAGUAGCACAAUACGAAAUGAGCAUGCGAAGGAAACAUCGGAGGAAAGUCUACAGGAGUUUCAAGAGUUCUUAAAACGUGUUCAGACAUUGCAGAUGUCGCCGAGCGACGAAUCACAACAACAACAGAAGCAGCAACAACCAUUGGUAUCUGAUAUUGAGGUCGGUGUCGAACCAACAAAUUCAAUGGAACAAGAUGAGAUUAAUGUUAUAUCAAGUUGCAUUCAGAGAAGAAUCAAUGAGAAAUCAACAACGAACAUUCGUGUUAGUGUUGGCAUUGAUAAAGACUUGGAAAUGAUACUUGAAAUGGACCCAAGCAUCGUUGAUUUGGGUGAUAUUAACCUUAAAGAAACAAUAGAGGCUCGCGUUUUUGGCCUGCCUCCACUAACGGGUGGACCAACUUUUAAAACUGCAAUACCGACGUCUCGCACACAAUUAAAACUUCAACUCCAACGUGAACAGCAGCAGCAGGAACAGCAGCAAAUACUAAUGCAGCAACAGCAGCAACAACAUAUGAAUAGGCAGGAUCCAACAAUGCUUAAUGCGUUCGGGUUGUCCACGGCAGGCUUUCAAUAUGGCGCAACUAGCGGCAGUAAUAGAAGCAGCGACUGUGGCAGUGGUAGCCUAAAUCAACAUCAGCAACAGAAACAGCUUCAGCAGCAUCAGAAUCAGCAGCCUGGCCAAAAGGAUAGGCUAUCAGUAUCUAGUCCUGUUGCGCUUAAGGUUCCUUUGCAGAGUAUAGGCGUAGAUGUGCCUCCUCAAGUACUACAGGUGAGCACCGUUCUAGAAAAUCCAACGAGAUAUCACGUCAUCCAGAAGCAAAAAAACCAAGUGAGACAGUAUCUCAGUGAAUCGCUCAAGCCUUCCAUCUGGGAAUGCCAAAAUUUAAAAAAUAAAGCUGCAACUAACUCGGCUUCAACAGGCAAUUUACAAUGUGCUUCAGAUGUGAAUAACAGAAAUGUUCAUAACGAAAGACCAAACAGUUUCGGAGGUGGUGAUACUGCUUCGAAUAUUAUUGGAAAAACCUUAAUGCAUUCCGAGGAAUCGGCGCUUUUGUCGCCGUUUGGUGGGAAUUGUAGCUCAAGUUUUUUUGGAAAUGAUUUGGAUGGCCAAAGUGUUAGCGAUCAGCCAAAAAGUUUUUUUAACAAACCCAAUUCAAAUGGAAACUCAUCUGUGACGGGGCGAACCUCGGGAAUUAUCAACACCAUGCGCAACUCUAACCUUUCCGGCGCAAGUACGGCGAGUCCUUUGCAAUCAGUGUCAGCUCCAAUGUCGCCAAGCCUAAGUUCUGUGGCAACAAGUGCAUCAGAGGUGAGUCACAUCAAUGCAGAAGAUCUCUUCGAUGACAUACUCCAAAAUGAUUCCUUUAAUUUCGAUAAAAACUUUAGUUCGGAGCUGUCUAUUAAGCAGGAACCACAAAAUUUAACUGAUGCAGAAAUAAAAGAUAGACAGAAAAAGGAUAAUCAUAAUAUGAUUGAGCGUCGUCGGCGUUUCAACAUAAAUGACCGAAUCAAGGAGCUUGGCACUCUGUUGCCAAAGGGAAGUGAGGCGUUCUAUGAGGUUGUACGCGACAUACGCCCCAAUAAGGGAACAAUUCUAAAGUCUUCGGUUGAUUACAUCAAAUGCCUAAAGCAUGAAGUCUCGCGUUUAAGGCAAAACGAAACCCGUCAACGCCAAAUGGAGCUACAGAACAGAAAACUCAUAUCUCGCAUACGGGAAUUAGAAUUGCAGGCAAAAUCGCAUGGCAUUUCUCUCUCUGAUUACAACCUGACAUCUGUAUCAGCUCCCACGCCACCCAUCUCGUAUCUUAAGUGCUCCAGCCCGUCACCAACAACUUCAUCUGCUGGACAUAAUCAUCAAACAGCGGCGUCCCUAAUGGAGGAUGUUAUGGAGGACAAGCUUCCGUUGAUCAACAGUGAUCCUCCAAGUAUGGGCUUGAAUCAACUCGAUGAACUGAUGGAAGAUUGUAAACACCCGGUCCAGGGAGGUGAUCCGAUGUUGUCUUCACAUAGUAGCCAUUCGCCAGUUGCCACGCAACUUCAGAGCAAUAGAGAGGCUGCCAUUUAUAGUACCACAGCAGCAGGUGGUGCGGAUUUGAAGCGUACCGGCACCUGCACUGGCAGCAGCAGCCGUGGCGAUAACAACAGCAGAUUUUGUACCCAUUCGGAGCACUCGCAUUCGUAUUCGCACCGAGGACAGGGGCAUCAACAUUUGCAUUCACAUCCCCAUCAUAGAGGCCAUAACGAGCAGAGUUCGUCAUUUGGCAUGCUAAACAACGAUUGCGAUGGCUCUGGGCACGAUCCGCUACUAUCUUCAUCACAGCAAUCACAUGGUGCUGUUGAUGUAGACGAUCAUCAUUCGGUGGACCUCUCUGCAGUGAUGAUAAACGAUCAUUCACUUUCUUCUUUAGUGGAUGAGUCCCAAGGCGAACCCAUGCUAUUGGCACCCGAUUCCUUAGAUAUUGACCUUUGAGAAAAGCAAU